UUUUGUCCGGGGAUAUUUGCAGCAGCAGCAGCCUGGCGCACAUCCCUCACCUGCCUCAGCUCCUCUCCUCCGACUCUGCGCUGCUCACAUCCUGUCUGAGAGGGAGAGGCGAAGGAGGAAGAGAAUCAACAGAAACGACUCCAGAGCCAAGUUUGGCCAACCUUUACGCACACUUCUUACUUUGAAAGACUUAUUUCCCUGUCCAUUUUCCACGGGCUGAUGGUAUUUUUUAUGAAGCCCAUGGGAGCUGAAAUGGAGGUGCGCCUGGGGCUGAUUUUUUUAACACUAUUCUCAUGGAUUUUUCUUGGCACCUUAAUUUAAAACACACCUAAGACUUUAGUUUUCAAGUUAUAGCCUGAAGCGUCAUUGGAGGCGUUUGGCGCACGGACGUCAAUCCAGUGCCAAGUAGCUGAACAGGAGAAAGAACUUCUCCGCAUGAAGCGUUGGAUUAAUGUGAACUAAAAACAAGUCGUUACUAAGAAUAUAAUCUGGAUUCCGUGAUGUGUAUUUGAGAAGUUUCCCCGAUCCGAAUUGAUUUCGUUCGGACAAGGGGAGACUUUAAUGGAUUUUUUAUGUGGGACCCGCUAGGAUGGACGUGGUAGAUGAAACAGAAGCGUUACAGAGAUUUUUUGAAGGUCAUGAUAUUAUCAGUUCUCUGGAGCCAGCCAACAUCGACACCAGUAUCCUGGAAGAGUACAUCAGCAAGGAGGACGAUAGCACUGACAUCUGUUUCUCAGAGGUCCACAGUACCCCAGGACCAAAUUACUCAUCUCCCCAGGCAGGAGUGUCCUCCUCUGGGGGGUUGGUGUGUGGUGUGAGCCCCCCUAUCCCACUGCGCCAAGGAGCCCCUCCGCCUGGGCCUCCUAACUGUCAGAACGCCUACCCCCCAGGUCCAUCCCUGGGCCUCCGACACAACUACCUCUGCCUGGGACAGCAGCAGCAGCAGCAGCAGCAGCAGCAACACCAACACCAGCAGCAGCAGCAACAGCAGGCUCACGUCAAGCCCGAGCACAGGGGCCAUUACGCUCCAGGGACACUACCUGAGUCCCCCCCAGACUCCAGCUCAGAGCCAUACUCUCCUCAGCAGGUGAAUGAUCCUCAUAUGAUUAGGACCAUGACACCAGAGAACAUGUGUCACAUGACUCCAACACCACCCCUCCCACCACAUGGGCACUAUCCCAGCAUGCACCGGGACAUGUACUUGAAGCCUGAACCCAUGAUAUCCCAGUAUCCCAUUGGUCCAGCCACUAGCGGAAGUGGAGACAUGCAGCAGACUCAGAUGCUCCAUCAGCUACUGCAGCACCCUCAGGGGCAGGACGGCAUUCCUGUUCACCAGGCCAAGAAGAGGAAGCACUCUGACUCCCCCAACAGCACCCUCAAUUCCCAAAUCCUCACAGGUAUCAUCAAACAAGAACCAGGUUUAAUGCAGGAUGCAGACAACGCCUACCUGGACCCAAACUAUCAGUGCAUUAAGUGGCAGCCUCACCAGCAGAACAAGUGGACACCACUGUAUGACGCAAACUGCAAAGAGCUUCCAAUGCCAACCUACCGUGUCGAUGCUGACAAGGGCUUCAACUUCUCCUUGGCUGAUGAUGCCUUUGUCUGCCAGAAGAAGAAUCAUUUCCAGGUCACAGUAUACAUAGGCAUGCUGGGAGAACCCAAGUACAUCAAGACAAGUGAGGGCCUGCAGCCCAUCGACUGCUUAUAUCUCAAACUCAACGGAGUAAAGGUGGAGGCCAUGAAUCAGUCUAUCAGUGUGGAGCAGUCACAGUCUGAUCGCAGCAAGAGACCCUUUAAGCCAGUGCUGGUCACCCUGCCCUCAGAGCAGGUCACAAAGGUCACAGUGGGGCGGCUCCACUUCAGCGAGACCACGGCAAAUAACAUGAGGAAGAAGGGCAAACCAAACCCUGACCAGAGGUAUUUCAUGCUGGUGGUGGCUUUGCACGCUCAGUCCCACAGUCAGAGCUACACUGUGGCUGCCCAAGCGUCUGAGAGGAUCAUCGUCAGGGCAUCCAACCCAGGCCAGUUUGAAAGUGACAAUGAGGUGCUGUGGCAGCGUGGCCAACUGCCGGACUCAGUCUACCACCACGGGAGAGUCGGCAUCAACACCGACCGGCCGGACGAGGCUCUUGUUGUCCAUGGCAAUUUGAAAGUCAUGGGCUCCCUGGUUCAUCCGUCUGACAUCAGGGCCAAAGAAAAUGUCCAGGAGGUCGACACCACAGACAAUUUGAAACGGAUUUCUCAGAUGAGGCUGGUCCAUUAUCAGUACAAGCCUGAGUUUGCUGCCACCGUGGGCAUAGAGAACACUGCAGAGACUGGCGUCAUUGCUCAAGAGGUUCAGCAGAUCCUGCCUGAAGCAGUGAAAGAGGGGGGUGAUGUGGUGUGUGCCAAUGGAGAAACUAUCCCCAACCUGUUAGUGGUCAACAAGGAGCGUAUCUUCAUGGAGAAUGUGGGAGCGGUGAAGGAGCUGUGUAAGCUGACAGACAACCUGGAGACCCGUAUAGACGAACUUGAGCGCUGGAGCCGCAAACUGGCCAAGCUGCGACGCCUUGACAGCAUGAAGAGCACCGUGAGUGGAGGCACUGUCAGCCAAUCAGGGAGUUAUUUCAGCAGAACAGGAAGUGGCCCACUCAAGAAGAAGACAGUCAAACCUGGGAGCAAGAAUUUGCUUCCAGAUCAAGGCUGCAUCAGCCAGAGGUUCAUGCAGGGAACCAUCCUGGCACUGGUCAUUGUCAUGGCCUUCAGUGUCAUUUCCAUGUCCGUCCUUUAUGUGUUGACUCUUCACCAUAGAGGAGACGUCACAGAGAAAGAUGGUUAUGUUCCUCCCUGUGUUCUCUACAUCUCUUGGAUGCCCAUCUUCACUGCCACUGUCACUUUCUGUCCGCCUGUCUGCCCAUGGUCCAGAGCUGCACUGGGAUCCUCACGCAAGAGUCCAUACACUCCUCUGUCCACCACCCCUGCACCAGCUUGCUGUUCAACUUCAGCCAUAAACAACCAAUCAGCUACAGUUAUGACAUUGAGUAACAACCAAUCCACGGCAGAUUUAGGUGGCCCAGUUCCCACUCCAGGCUAUAUUAAUCAGAAGGCCAAGUCCAGAUCAAUGGACAAGGAAGGCCGUAAUAGAAAUCGCCUGAGUCACACCUCAGCACCUUUGUACUUUGCCAAAUCCAAAAAGCCGGCACCUACAGACCUGGGUGGAGUGGGAGCUGCCAACCGCCUGCCCCCAGGUCAGCCGCCACAGCCACGCAGACAACGCAGCCUACACACAAAGGGAGGAAGGUCAGCUCCUUCUCUGACUAGUCUACAUAUCGUGGAGACAAACCAAGAGAUUACAGCGCAAAGUUGCGCCACACCUGAAAGCUGCAGCUACACAGUAUCACUCCAUGGAAACAGAAAUUCCUCCUUGUCACAAAUCACUUUGCACAUGACGUCCACGAUCAGUGUGUGGGUUCGACAAUGUGGAGCCACCAAGGGACGUUUAUGCCCCAACCACACAGAGACAGAGCUCUAUGGUGGACAGAGUACAUCAACAAAGGGGACUCAUCACCUGUGGUCAGUGCCUGUGCUGUCCUUCCAGGACGUCACCUAUCACUUCCGUGUUUCCCUGUCUAGUGAAGUCAGCUGUGCCACUGAAGGAGAAGCCUCAUCAUACUCUGACUACCAUUUUCUCAUUCAAAGCAGCUGCGUGUGAGAAGGAAGACGACGUGUCCCAGUGCCUUUACGAUACACUACGUAUUUCCUGUAUGGUUGCGUUUAUACGCUGUUGUGAUGGGAUAGGGUUUUGUCUUGUUAUUGUACAUUAUUUUUAAAGAUAUUCAUACAGAACAAACUAUAUACCACUGUCCCCACUGUAAUCUCCUUCAUAUGUAUAUGCAUUAAGACAUCUCUUUUUGCUGAGUUUGAAACACUGUUUUUUCUUCUGUCACUGAAAAUAUUUUAGAUUACUGUAAUAUGACUGUUGUGUCACUGUUAACUGAGUCCAUGAGUGUAUCGCUCAUUUGAUUAAUGAUCGCCAAGUCUUCCAUACUUACAAGCCAUAAUUACUUUUUCAUCCGAAUCCCACUUUUUAAAUGAAGUCCAGGCAAAGAUACUGUAGAAGACGCUGCGCACAUUUUUGUUUCUGUAUGUACACUGAAACCAGUGUUGACUGGAAACAAAAACACUUUUCAAUAGUUUGAUACACUGGAGAGAAGAUAACUGGCCUCUGCUGAAGGCCUCAGUGAAUAGUUGCAACUCGCACUGGAAAUAUACCUCAGUAGUGCACACUGGCAAAUCCUGGGUCUCUACAGUGGAGCAUUGUGUCUGAGGCUGCUGCAGCCGGCUAGACUGUCUGCUGUCUCCUCACGCAGAAUCUGACUGAACACUGCACAGAGAGGGACGUACUGUGCAGUAUUUCUGUCUCAGUUGUGACAUUAAAGGUCCAGUGUGUAGGAUUUAAGGGGGUAUGUUGGCAGCAAAUUGAGUAUAAUAUAGUAAGUAUGUUUUCUUUGGUGUAAAAUCACCUGAAAAUAAGAAUUGUUUGUUUUCGUUACCUUAGAAUGAGCCGUUUAUAUCUACAUAGGAGGUGGGUCCUUGUCCAUGGAGAUCGCCAUGCUGCACCACCAUAUUUCUACAGAAGCCUAGAACAGACAAACCAAACACUGGUUCCAGAUAGGGCCAAUCACUUUUUUGCAUCAGCCAACGUAGUUAGCAGCCCCUCCAUGAUGAGAGCGUAGGAGAAACACUGAUUUGUAACAUGAUACUGCUUUAUUCUGUGUUUUUUUCUGGUUUAAACCACCAGGUCUAUUUGUUUUGAAGAAGAAGAGACCUCUGCUGAUAAUUCUGCCUCCGGUAAAAACCUCCUGAAUAUCUGGUGAGCACACAUUGGCUGGUGCUGGGUGGGUUGCCCGUCUCUGACAUGCCAAAUAGGCUCAAAGAAACAGAUUUAUAACACGAAACUGUUUUUUUUUUGGGGUGUUUUUACUGGUUUAAAUCACCUAAUCUGUUUGUUCUGGAGAGGAAGAGAC
This is a messenger RNA of Epinephelus lanceolatus (giant grouper), 5006 nucleotides long. RefSeq names its product myelin regulatory factor (gene myrf). Gene Ontology annotation, cellular component: nucleus; endoplasmic reticulum membrane. The record is from RefSeq and is a predicted model, not a curated record. Gene Ontology annotation, molecular function: sequence-specific DNA binding; DNA-binding transcription factor activity. Lineage: Eukaryota; Metazoa; Chordata; Actinopteri; Perciformes; Serranidae. Gene Ontology annotation, biological process: central nervous system myelin maintenance; protein autoprocessing; positive regulation of DNA-templated transcription.